Callorhinchus milii (elephant shark) is the source of this 2284-nucleotide messenger RNA. Its product is annotated as matrix metalloproteinase-21-like. Gene Ontology annotation, biological process: collagen catabolic process; extracellular matrix organization; proteolysis. The coding region runs from base 1 to 2229 and encodes 742 amino acids. Lineage: Eukaryota; Metazoa; Chordata; Chondrichthyes; Chimaeriformes; Callorhinchidae. Gene Ontology annotation, molecular function: metalloendopeptidase activity; zinc ion binding. Gene Ontology annotation, cellular component: extracellular matrix. The transcript is spliced from 8 exons. The record is from RefSeq and is a predicted model, not a curated record.
AUGGUGUCUCCAGCACUGCGCUGGAGCACCAUCCUGAACUGUCGGCCAAGAGUCACCCAUGUUGGAAUUCGGCAAGAGGCAGAGCGAGGGUGUGAGGGGCAGAGGCAGAAACUCUCUGAGAUCAGACAAGGAGGCCUCACCCUCUCCUGGAGCUAUUUAUUGAUGAGGAGCAGAGGGGGGCGGGGCAGCUCCCCGCGAGGGGCAGUGACUGACAGUCGGUGGCCAGCGAGGGCAGUGAUAGGCUGUUCUCUGUGUAUUUACCUGACGUUGCUCGCUCCCAGUGGGAGUGAGAAAGUCUAUCACAGCCGUGACCACUCCGACAUCAGGGAGAGGAUUUGGAUGCGAGCCAGGCCAGUUCUGACCUCCGAGUCAGCCCAGGAAUAUCUAGUGAAAUAUGGUUGGACGAAGCCGGUGAGAUGGGAGCUUCUGGCAUUCCGGGGCGUGACGGUUCCGCUGAACGAUGACCCUCCGCCCCCAGAUAUCUCCGAGCUGCUCUCGGAGGGCCGCUACGCUCGCCGACACAUCCAGGAAGAGGUGCGGCCACAGGAGAUGAAGCCGCAGUACGUCAAUGCCCUCAGAAGCUUCCAGAAAGCCAAUGGGCUGCCUGUCACCGGAAUCCUGGACAUGGCCACCACCGACGCCAUGAACAAGCCUCGGUGCGGUGUUCCUGACCACAAGACCCCAGACAAUGAGCCAGAACCAGACGGGGGGGAGGGUCGUGCCCCGCCCUCUAGAACCACACCUGCUCCUGGCACUGUCUCUAAGGCUGGCCCCACCCAUGGCCCUACCACAGGCCCCACCCCUGCUCCAGGCCCCAUCCCUAGUGCCUACUUCACCCCUGCUGCCGCCCCUGUCCCCAUCCCCGGCCCAGAUCUCGUCCUUGGCCCCACCCCUGAUGUCAUCACCCCGGGCUCUGCCCCCGGCCCCGCUCGGGCAAGGCGGUUCCUACAGCUUGUGUUGGAUGCCGGCAGGUGGCCGCGAGGCUCGGCAGAUUUCCUGGACGCGGCGACUCUGCAGCUGGGCUUCACCAAGACACGGCUGAAAUGGCGGAUCCUGGCCGAGGGCUACAGCUCACAACUGAGUGUGGAGGACCAGCGUCUGAUCCUCAGGCUCGCCUUCCGCAUGUGGAGCGAGGUCACCCCACUCACCUUCCAGGAGGACCUGCUGGCCAGCGGCUCCCACAUCGACAUCAAGCUGGGCUUCGGGACCAAGAGACACCUAGGCUGUUCUCAGGUCUUUGACGGGACGGGCCGUGAGUAUGCCCACGCCUGGCGCUUGGGGAACAUUCACUUUGAUGACGACGAGCACUUUGUGGCCCCGACCAGCACGGAAGGCAUCAGCUUACUGAAGGUGGCGGUGCACGAGAUCGGCCAUGUGCUGGGUUUGCCUCACAUGCAGCGCGCAGGCUCCAUCAUGCAGCCUAACUACAUCCCCCACGCUUCCACCCUGGAGCUGGACUGGGAGGACAGGAAGGCCAUCCAGAAGAUCUACGGCGUGUGUAAGGGGAACUUUAAUACCGUCUUUGACUGGGUUCGCAGAGAGUAUAACCAGUUGGGGGAGGUCACGUACCGCUAUAACACUUAUUUCUUCCGUAAGAGCUGGUACUGGAUGUACGAGAACCGUAAGAACCGCACGCGGUAUGGGGACCCUAUCCCCCUGUCAGUGGGCUGGCGGGGAAUCCCUCCGUCCAACCUGGAUGCCUUUGUCCAUAUAUGGACGUGGAAUAAAGACACCACCCUCUUCUUUAAAGGCACACAGUACUGGCGCUAUGACAAUGACAAUGACCGGGUGUACACGGAGGACUGGAAGGGGAACCGAUACCCCAAGCUGAUCACCCAGGGCUUCCCUGGCAUUGAGGGCCCCAUCGACACAGUCUUCUUCAACAAGAGAGAUCACAUCAUCUACUUCUUCAAGGGAUAUAACGUGACAGCCUUUAACACUGACCAGAAUGCCCGCCUUGACGGCUGGCCAAAGCGCAUCGUGGACGUAUUCCCCCCGGUGGUCCCAGGAGACCACCCACUGGGGAACCUGGACUCCGUCUACUUCUCCUACAGCCUUAGUGCUGUCUUCAUGUUCAAGGAUGCAGAGUUCUGGCGGGUGGUGGGCGAGCGGGACCGGGAAAGGAACUCCUCAUUGCCCCUUAACAGCCUCCUCCCCGCCCGCUCCAUCCACCAGCAGUGGUUCGACAUCUGUGACGGUGAUGCACCCCUCGUCUUCGGCUCCGAGUAGAGGGCGAGUGGUGUCUCCCCCUCACCCCAUCUCUGCCCCUCACCCUGUAUCCCCC